GCUAGGGGUUGCAGUUUAAUUGAACACAAAUCCAAGCCAUAGCAUAAGCAACACAAUUCUUAACUAAAUUUAUCUAAGGAGGACAUUUAUCCCCCACUACCCUGAAAUAUAUAUUUUAGACCUAUCAGUUAUUUUUGAAGAACAAAUCAGCAAUGAAGUUGAGUGUUGGAAUAUUUUUUGGAGGCUUCUUUGGAGCUCUUGGGAUUUUGUUUUUUCUGGUUGCUUUUGGAACAGACUAUUGGCUUCUGGCUACAGAAGUUGGGAAGUGUUCUGAAGAUGUGAAUCGCACUAGGGAAGAGACAAUUAUGUUCCACCAUGAGGGUUUCUUCUGGAGAUGCUGGUUUGAUGGGAAGGUUGAUGAGACUCCUAGCAGUAUGUUAAAGUUUUGGUACACGAACCAGUCACCUUCUAAAAACUGCACCCAUGCUUAUCUCUCUCCAUUUCCUUUCUUAAGAAAUUCCCAUAAUUCAACCACCUAUAAUUCUGCAAUUAUUUAUCGCGGUUUCUGGUCAAUUUUCAUGCUCCUUGGAGUGGUCACUGUGGUUGUUGCUAGUUUCUUCAUCAUCUGUGCUGCACCUUUUGGUAGUCACAUCCUCUACAAAAUAGGAGGAAGUUUUUUCAUUGCGGCUGGCAUCCUAUUCUCCCUGGUGGUUGUACUAUAUGUUAUCUGGGUCCAAGCAGUGGCUGAUCUCAAAAACUAUGAAGCUCAGAAGAAAAUUGACUGUUCAAGUUAUUCUAUGUAUGUUCGUUACGGCUGGUCUUUUAUACUGGCUCCAGUUGGAAUAUUUUUUGCUAUGUUUUCUGGCAUGUUGUUCCUCCUGGUAGGACGUACGAUUUAUCUGCAUUCUGAUUAGCUGGGUAACUGGUGCUUGAAGUAUUAGUGUGUAGUGAAGUUGUGCUAAAAAUGUUUUUUAUACAUUGUUAUCCCUACUACCAUAGAAUGCUCAUGGUACCAUUGAAGAUUGACUUAAAUGACUAAUGUAUUUUCAUAUUGUCUACUCAGUAAUACUGGAAGUGUGAUGCUUAGGUUCAGUGAAGAUUGCUUCACAGAAAUAUGCACAAUAUUGUAGCCAAUGUUUAGAUGUUCUUCUCAUGAAGGACAUAAAAAUUGUUUCAAAAAUUUAAUCCUUUCAUAUUUCUUCAAAUACUCCUAUAUGUAUUAACACAAAAAAUAUGUAAAAGAAGUAGGUGCUGGCUGCAGGCCAAUUCAACAAUUCAUUAUUGACAUUAGCAACUUAAUGAAGGAACAUUCACAAUGAAACUAGGUCUUCUCUCCUGCGGCUGGAAGUAAGGAAAAGAUUACAGGAGAGGCCUUUUAGGUCAACCUUCUCAAUUCAUCUACAAUGAAUUUUGUAUUCUGUUUCCAGAAAGAUCCCAAAUUUCAUGUCUUUAGCAAUAACAUUUUAAUAUUAUAUAAUAAUAUAAUAAUAUUAAUUUCCAGAAACAGGCACAUUUUUAAAUUCAAUAUAGAUCUGAAUUUUCUCUAUCAUCAAUAUCUUUUUCCAGUGUAAGGAUCUGUGUACUUACGACAGCUAAUAAAUAAGGUCUGAUCA
Messenger RNA from Protobothrops mucrosquamatus (brown spotted pit viper), 1553 nucleotides. RefSeq names its product transmembrane protein 182 (gene TMEM182). The record is from RefSeq and is a predicted model, not a curated record. The transcript has 5 exons. Bases 153 to 854 code for a protein of 233 amino acids. Gene Ontology annotation, cellular component: membrane. Lineage: Eukaryota; Metazoa; Chordata; Lepidosauria; Squamata; Viperidae.